GGACCAAUCAUCGAACGCCAGCUACUUCUUCAAAUGUCAACGUGUGAGUUUUAAAUAAAAAGUAACUAUUAUUCGAAAAGAGUAGGCAAGAUUAUCAAAUGAAGUUUUUAUAUUAAAAUUAUUAAUAGCCGGUUUUUAUAAAGUAUUUAUAAGAAAAAAAAAAAUGGAAUUUCAUAAUAUUUUGUACGCAUUAUUAAUGACAAUAUUAUCAUUGUCGUCGUUAUCGCUAGCUUUAAGAGAGGGUGAAUGUGAAGUAUGUGUUAAAACAGUAGAUAAAUUUAGUGCAACUUUAACAGAUGACAUCAAAAAAGAUCCGAAGAAAAUAGAAACAGAGUUUAAAAAGUUUUGUAAGGCAACUAAAAGUAAAGAAAAUAGGUUUUGCUAUUAUUUAGGUGGUUUAGAAGAAUCGGCUACAGGUAUUUUAGGUGAAUUGUCUAAACCACUCUCAUGGAGUUUACCAUCGGAUAAAAUUUGUGAAAAAUUGAAGAAAAAAGAUGCUCAAAUAUGUGAUUUACGUUAUGAUAAGCAAAUUGAUUUGAAAACUGUAGAUUUGAAAAAAUUGAAAGUACGAGACUUAAAGAAGAUUCUCAACGAUUGGGAUGAAAGUUGUGAUGGAUGUAUUGAAAAGACCGAUUUCAUCAAACGAAUUGAAGAAUUAAAACCACAGCAUGUUGCGCAUAAUGAACUUUGAAGCGUAUACUAAAUAAUUAGUUCAAUUGAUUAAAAUCAGACUGAUUUAACUCCAAAAUGUAUAAUAAAAUAAUAAUCGUUUCUAAAUUAUAUUUUUCACAUCCAUCGAUAUUUUUAUUAAAUAGAAAAUUAUUGUUGGAAGUUUGAGUGCAAGAAAUUGUGGCAUCGUUUGAUUUUGAAAGACAAAAAAAUUAGUCAUACCCCCGCAUAAAUUAUUAAUUUAUUUAUGAUUA
This is a messenger RNA of Chrysoperla carnea, 923 nucleotides long. RefSeq names its product mesencephalic astrocyte-derived neurotrophic factor homolog (gene Manf). The record is from RefSeq and is a predicted model, not a curated record. Gene Ontology annotation, cellular component: endoplasmic reticulum. NCBI's taxonomy places the organism in Eukaryota, Metazoa, Arthropoda, Insecta, Neuroptera, Chrysopidae. Gene Ontology annotation, molecular function: calcium ion binding. The transcript is spliced from 3 exons. The coding region runs from base 164 to 691 and encodes 175 amino acids. Gene Ontology annotation, biological process: dopaminergic neuron differentiation; neuron projection development.